Molecule: messenger RNA, 1984 nt
Organism: Pocillopora verrucosa
Lineage: Eukaryota; Metazoa; Cnidaria; Anthozoa; Scleractinia; Pocilloporidae
Biological process (GO): regulation of intracellular pH
Cellular component (GO): vacuole; membrane
Source: RefSeq, a predicted model, not a curated record
AACAUGAGGAUUAUCAAGAACACAGAUUACAAAUAAUCACCUCGGAAAAUUGUUUAAUGCCCCUCAACAGUGAGAAAUUUCUUGAAAUCAAUAGCAGAGCAAAUGAAUGUCUUAAGAUGCGGUAAGACAGAUUUUGUUUCAUCAGGUUUUGUGGCAGAUACAGUGAUUGCUGAACGUCACGAGGCUUCAUAUUUUCCUUGGACCUGUUUCCUUAAACAACCUUUGUUUAGGCUCUUAACAAAAUCGCUACGAAGUUUCAGCUUCGAAGGAGAUCGACAAACCCAUUCAAGCGUAGAGGAAGUGUCUACGAUUUGACUGAAAAGUCUGAAGAAACGCUUUUUUAUUCGACUUCCAAUCCACUUUGCGUAUUAGCUUCUUGCUGCUCAUUUGCCUGAAGUUGCCAAAGAACCACGACACGAUCAACUUAACGGUGUAAUAAAUCUUCUCGGUAUGGGAAACUUUAAGACGAAACCUGUGCACCAUAACGAUGGUAGCGACCUCAAGAUAUAUUACGAGCCUGAACCCGAGCGACUACGCAAAGUUAUGGCGUUUUUCGGGCUGGGAAUUCUUCUUUACAUCAUUUUCUCCCUGGUCAUGGUAGCAGCUCAAGAUAUUCUAGCUGAAACGUAUAUUCCAACUUCUGUUGUUCUAAUUGCAAACGUUGGACCAUUUUUUCUUGUUUCUCUAAUCGUACCGUACUUCAUGCAACGUAUUCCAUAUGUUGUUCGUGCUUUCCUUAUCUUCUUCCUUUUUGUCACCGGUGUCAUCGUACUCGCGUUGGCGAGGCAAGUUCAAUGGAAGUUAAUCGGGGUGGGAAUGGUUGCAGUUGGUGGUGGCCUUGGUGAACCGACAAUUUUGUCUUUAACAUCGUUUCAUGGCGAGUUGACAUUAGCUGCGUUCUCAGCGGGAACGGGAGUAGGAUUUGCAAUUGCACCCUUGUAUUAUACAGCCUUGACAACAUGGGCCUGCGUAUCACCAAAGGUUGCCACUCUUAUCAUGGCAGCGAUGAUGGUCCUGAUCUUUGUCUGUUUUUACUUCAUCGACAACUCAGCGACAAAGUGCACCAGUUCUCUAUCGGAUGAUCUUAGUGGAGUGCAUUACUCAGCUCUUGAGACCAAUGAAAAUUUGUGUGACAUCUCAAACAAAGAUGAUGAAGAAAAUGAUGAAGGCACCUCUCUUUCUUGGCGGGAAAAAAUGAUGGUCAUUUGUCAGCUGCUGCCUUAUAUGUUACCAAUGUUUAUUACAUGGUUCUCUGAGUACAUUAUCAUUCAAGCCGUCAUUACAACUCUGGCAUUUCCCAGCUCUCCUUUCAAACCUCGUGACCAUUAUGAGUAUUACAUUGUUGUAUUCGUGGUGGGUGAGAUGGUGGGGAGGUCUUACCUUUUAGUGCUGUCCUACAUUAAAAAAGACUGGGGAGAGAAAGCUAAAUUUCCAUACCUUUGGGUUCUGUGUCUGGUCGAAGUCAUGGAUCUUUUGUUUUUGGUGUUGGCUGCAUGGUACCGUUUUUUACCGAGUGUAUGGAUCGUUUUGCUCCUUAUGUUUGUCUGCGGCUUGACUGCGGGUUCUUUUUAUGUUAACGUAGCGAUAAUUUUUAGAAAUUGUCUCCAACAAAAGUACAAGGAGUUUGCCAUGGGAUACAUCGACCUACCUUUAACGGGAGGAGUUUUAACAGCCGCCGUGUUGGGCCUGUACGUUGAACCCCUGUUACGGGAACAUUGCAUGAUCCUCAUGGAUAACACAGACUUCUGCUUUACAAGAACACAGUCUUAAGAUCGAUUUUCUUCAUAUUGUUUUUUUAAACAUGAUUGAAAUCUCUUCAAGCCUCUGAAGCUAUAUUUAUGGUGCUCUUGUGUAGUUUAGGUAUAAGUCAAUGAAUUCCUUUUGAUCCUCUCUCGAAUAUUUAUGUCUCUAAGGUUAUUACAAUGCUAAGUGUAUAUUUGCUCAAGACUUCUGGCCCUUUUAUCCGCCUGAGGUUCACAUGUGU